CUCCUCGGCAACCUGUUCUUCGGUGUCUUCUCUUUAAUUUCGAUUUAUUCCCUUUUUCUUCUUUCAAUUUCGAUUCAAUCUUUGUCGACAUGUGUAACUCGUUCUUUUUGGAGAAGUUUUGUUGGUUGUUGGAUUAUGUUUAUAGCCGACAGAAGCUUGGAUUUGUGGAACUUGACUUUAGAGGCGAUGUUGUGGCCUGAAUCUCCCCUAUUUCGUCUUCUAGGGUUUUGGUUGCUCUUUGCAAUUCUUUAUGGCAACAAGGAUAGAAAAAACUGACGUCGACAAAUACGGAUCUUUUUAGUUGUGAUGGUUAUUUGGUUUGUGGGGUUUGGGAUUGUUUUAUUAUCCGCGGCGCUGAAUGGUCCAACUUUUUUUGUGGAUUUUGCCGUGAAAAAUGAGGACUUUUUUUUUUCUCUAGAUUUGCGUCAGUCGCAGGCUUUACCUUAGGGGCAUGAAGUUUGGUGUUUUAAGAUAAAACGUCUUGUUUGUGGUAUGUUAUUAUCCUUAUGAUUCGCUAAGUACUUAUGGACAUCGUUGUUAUGAGAACUUGCUGUCUCUGGUCCUGUUUUCUCCUAUCUUUGCGGUAUUCAGUCCAUCACUCUGGUUUUCUGGACGCUUAAUCAAAAUGGCAGAUGGUCAUGAAACUGAUAAGAAUAUUGAGAUAUGGAAGAUUAAGAAACUAAUCAAGGCCUUGGAAUCUGCUAGAGGUAAUGGCACAAGCAUGAUAUCUCUCAUAAUGCCACCUCGUGAUCAAGUUUCUCGAGUUGCUAAAAUGUUGGGUGAUGAAUACGGAACUGCUUCAAACAUCAAAAGUAGAGUCAAUCGGCAGUCUGUGUUAGCAGCCAUAACAUCUGCUCAGCAGAGGCUGAAGCUAUAUAACAAGGUUCCUCCAAAUGGUCUGGUUCUUUACACUGGAACCAUUGUCACCGAGGAUGGAAAAGAAAAGAAGGUGACCAUUGAUUUCGAGCCUUUCAAGCCGAUUAAUGCAUCACUUUAUCUUUGUGAUAACAAGUUCCAUACUGAGGCUUUGAAUGAACUUCUGGAAUCUGAUGACAAGUUUGGUUUCAUAGUGAUGGACGGAAAUGGAGCACUUUUUGGCACAUUAAGUGGCAAUACACGUGAGGUACUUCACAAAUUUACUGUUGAUCUUCCAAAAAAGCAUGGUCGAGGAGGACAAUCGGCACUUCGAUUUGCUCGGCUUCGGAUGGAGAAACGUCACAAUUAUGUUCGUAAGACAGCUGAACUUGCCACCCAAUUCUUCAUAAAUCCUACCACAAGUCAGCCAAAUGUAGCUGGAUUGAUUCUGGCUGGUUCUGCUGAUUUUAAAACUGAGUUGAGUCAGUCUGACAUGUUUGAUCAGCGACUCCAGGCCAAGAUACUCAAUGUAGUUGAUGUUUCCUAUGGAGGUGAGAAUGGCUUCAAUCAGGCAAUUGAGUUGUCAGCGGAAAUUUUGUCUAAUGUGAAGUUCAUACAGGAAAAACGAUUAAUAGGGAAGUACUUUGAGGAAAUAAGCCAAGACACGGGGAAAUAUGUCUUCAGUGUUGAUGACACUUUAAAAGCUCUUGAGAUGGGUGCUGUGGAGACCUUAAUUGUUUGGGAAAAUCUGGAUAUUAAUAGAUAUGUGCUUAAGAACAGUGUUAAUGGGGAAAUCAUCAUAAAACAUUUGAACAAGGACCAAGAAACUGAUCAGAAUCAUUUCCGCGAUGCAGCUAACAAUGCCGAACUGGAGGUGCAGGAGAAAAUAUCUCUGCUGGAGUGGUUUGCUACCGAAUACAAACGAUUUGGUUGCACGCUCGAGUUUGUUACCAACAAAUCUCAAGAGGGUUCACAGUUCUGCAGAGGUUUCGGUGGCAUUGGUGGCAUAUUGCGCUAUCAACUUGAUAUGAGAUCUCUGGAUGAGUUUUCUGAUAAUGAAGUGUAUGAAGAUUCAGAUUAGAAGCUGGUCUCGCACGGAACAGCUGGCUCAGAUGCUUUCUGGUUUCCGACUCAUUUCUUGUAUUUUCUCAUUUAGAGCUAUCAAGGGUGCUCUGUAAGUCAUCAAGUGUUUGGCCUUUUUUCUUUUUGGAUUUUAGCGUAUAGUGUAGUGGCAUAGCAAUGAAAUACACUUUUGCAUAAGUUUUAUCAUUUGGUAAAAGAGAUGAUCCAAAGGGCAUCUAGUUGGUGAGUCAGUAGAGUGCAAAUGUCCAGCAGAGAAUUACUGCUUUGUUUGUGCUGGUUGUGGUACUCGAUGCAUUUUAGGAACUUUUGUGUUGUAUUUUAUCUUUUACUACCAGAAUAGUUUCUCAGUUGUUCCUUCACUUUAAAGUCAAUAUUCUUUAUCUA
Molecule: messenger RNA, 2322 nt
Organism: Musa acuminata AAA Group (dessert banana)
Lineage: Eukaryota; Viridiplantae; Streptophyta; Magnoliopsida; Zingiberales; Musaceae
Product: eukaryotic peptide chain release factor subunit 1-3
Exons: 2
Coding region: 626-1936 (436 amino acids)
Biological process (GO): cytoplasmic translational termination
Cellular component (GO): cytosol; translation release factor complex
Molecular function (GO): translation release factor activity, codon specific; sequence-specific mRNA binding
Source: RefSeq, a predicted model, not a curated record